ACAAAUGAGGGCAGGCUUCAAAUCUGACCAUCCUGGGUUUGGGGAUAGCCUCUCCUACGUGCUGCGUGACCUUGGCCAAGUCACACCACCUCUGGAAGCCUCAGUUUCUCUGUCUUGAAAUGGGCAUAACCUCAUCUAGUCCAGUACCUGUCCAUUAAAUUAAGUGACACAUGAAAAGUGCCUAACAGUGGGUUCCAAAUGAGAACUGUCAAGGGAUGACUUGAGAACCAUGGGGAUCAUUGGAGUAGGAGGCCUCGGGGGCCUGAUGGGCUAUGGCCUGGCCCAGGGCACAAGCCCUCUGCAUCUUCAGGACGGAUGAUGAUACACAGGUCUUUGGUCUUUCAUUUUUACCCACUUAACUACCCUAACUAAUUCAGAAUCCUGCCAGUGAUCUGGCUACCUUGGGAGACCUGAGUAAACCAAAGUCCCUACUGUGUGCAGGCGUUGACAUUCAUCAUUUUGGGGACAGGUACUGGGUGUCCACCCACCCGUGGCAUUAUCUUCAGCUCAUCUGAAUAUGUGCUUGUUGCUUCUCCUCCCUUUCCCGAUCAGUUUCUGUGAGUUUUGAUCCACUGGGGUGGGUGAACUCUUGUUAACUCCACAAAGUGACAUGGUGGUGACACGUUUCUUCACAAUGGGGCAAUCAUGUUCCAACAACUAGACUUCAUAGAAUGAUUGUCUGCACCCCCGGCACAGAAGAAAAAUAGGGACAUCAUGGCUAUCUUAGAGGUAUUUUUCCACUGGGAACCAGGGAUGGGUAAGCCUUGGGCUUAGGAAAAAUUAAUAAUUAGAGCAACAAUGCCCUAGACUCAUUUAUUCCAAGGCCCCUUAGUAAGAGAACCUUUUAACCGUAUAUAAAGCUAGGCAAUUCUGCACUUGUGCUGUCCUUCAUACAUCAAGACAGCAAAACCCUCUCACCUCUCUACUUUCAUGUAUACUUUGAAUAGAUAAUGCAUUCAAAUGAUUCAACACUCAAGUGCCAGCGUGGGGAAUGUCCGGUGAAAAGCUUACUCCACCUCUGUCCCUUUCCUGUCUGGGGGAGCCCCCAUUGCCUGGUUCUUGGUAGCCUUCAGAGAGUCUGUUCAUAUGAGGGAUAUGCGCAUUUACCCUCCCUCCCCCACCUCUUCUACAAAUGGCGCCACAUCAUACCACGUGGACACGCAGCAAACACCUCAUCCUUUGUUUUGUGGCUACAUAAAUGUUUCGCCGAACAGAUGUAGCCUAGUAAUGUCCGCGUUGUCAUACCCACCAUCGCUUCUACAGCUGGUGUGGUUGGCCCGUGCCGUGUGCCUUCAUGACCAGCUGUGAUAAUGGCAAUGUCAGCAAACACGAGGCCAGAUGUGCAGAGGCAGCAAGGCCCCAUCUCUGAAGCUGAGUCUUUGAGGCUGGCAAGGCCCAGGCUGGCUCACCCUGGCUCUGACGCCAGCCUCCCCCCAACCACCUCCCGCAGGCUGGGUGCUGGAGUGGCGCUGGCUGGCUGUGCUGGGCUGCGCGCCCCCCUCCCUCCUGCUGCUGUUCAUGUGCGCCAUGCCCGAGACCCCGCGCUUCCUGCUGACUCAGCACAGGCGCCAGGAGGCCAUGGCCGCCCUGCGGUUCCUGUGGGGCUCCGAGCAGGGCUGGGAAGACCCCCCCAUUGGGACCGAGCAGAGCAGAGCUUUCGUCUGGCCUUGCUGCGGCAGCCCGCCAUCUACAAGCCCUUCAUCAUCGGCGUCUCCCUGAUGGCCUUCCAGCAGCUGUCGGGGGUCAACGCUGUCAUGUUCUACGCAGAGACCAUCUUUGAAGAGGCCAAGUUCAAGGACAGCAGCCUGGCCUCGGUCGUCGUGGGUGUCAUCCAGGUGCUGUUCACAGCUGUGGCGGCUCUCAUCAUGGACAGAGCAGGGCGGAGGCUGCUCCUGGUCUUGUCAGGUGAGGGCUCACCCCUAAGCAGCCUCCCCGCCAUGGGCUGGAGGGCCUUUGCCCAGGCCACCACAUUGCAGGAGGAGGACAGGGAGCAUUUGUGAUGACGAACGUCGUGGACUAAUGCGGCCACGAUCUGACGGCAGCUCGUCACCAAGCGCUCACUGCAGGCCUGUCCAUGCUAGUGGCACUCCCACCCCAUGCCUUUGACCUCUGGUGAGCCCACCAGAAGGCGCCGUCACAGCCCCAGCUUAUGAUGGGAAAACUGAAGGCCAGGAAGGUGAAGUGACUCAGGAGCUUGUGGGUCGUUAUGGACAAGUGACUUUACCUCGCUGAGCCUCAGUCUCCCGCUCUGGGAAGUGGGGGUAAUGGUAGCGCCUUCCUCAGCGCCAUUGUGAGGAGUGGGAGGUGAUCCACGUGAGGCCUUCAGCAAGAGCUGCGGCCCACGGACAUUUGGUACCCAGCAGCUGCUGCAAAGACGACCGCUGGGGCUGAGGGUCACCAGCUGCUGCUGCUGCUGUGCCGGUACCUCCCGUUUCCUCGGCCCAGAGGGUCUGCUCCAGGAACUUCUUGCAGAUCGCUGAAGUCCAAGGCGGGAUGGCUGCCACCCAGUCAGGGCUCCUGGGGCCAAGGUCCCGGAACACCAGGCUGGCCGCUCUCUGGGAGCCGAGCCUGCCCCUCUCAGAGGCAUCCAGGCCAUGCUGCUGCCCCCUGGGCUGCUCCCCGGGCGCCCCACCCACUGCCGCCCU
This is a messenger RNA of Piliocolobus tephrosceles (Ugandan red Colobus), 2645 nucleotides long. RefSeq names its product solute carrier family 2, facilitated glucose transporter member 8. Gene Ontology annotation, biological process: D-glucose transmembrane transport. NCBI's taxonomy places the organism in Eukaryota, Metazoa, Chordata, Mammalia, Primates, Cercopithecidae. Gene Ontology annotation, molecular function: D-glucose transmembrane transporter activity. Gene Ontology annotation, cellular component: membrane. The transcript is spliced from 3 exons. The record is from RefSeq and is a predicted model, not a curated record. Bases 1311 to 2000 code for a protein of 229 amino acids.